UUACAGUCGUCUUUGUUAUUACUGAAUUCAUGGUAUUAUUCAUACCCCUCAUGCCAGGUUAAACAGUCUGGUUUUGAGGAGGACGUUGGCUACAGAACUACCGUCUGUCUGACCUACCCAGAGGGGGCGCCCCACUCUGCCAGACAGCACAGCAAUACCUCACUGCUGGUUGUGGCGCUGUACAAGAGACCUAGACUGGUUCACCACAGUUAUGGCCAAGCAAUCUGGUUGGUGAACUAAGCUGUGGUUCUGGCAGACAAUGUGGAGUCUUCAUGCUGAAAACUCCAGAAUCCUGAACCCCGAGAUCAUCCGGGAGACCGCGUUGGGUUUCCUGGAGUACCCCACACUCCAACAAAGCCUAAUCAGUCUCAGCCAGAAGGUGCCCACUCUGGGUGUGAUGGCAGUCGUCAUGGUGCUUCAUCUGUGUGACAAGGUCAGUCUAGCGGGGUUUGGAUAUGACCUGAAACACCGCAAGGGCCCCCUGAACUACUACAAGACUCUGAGCAUGGACGCCAUGGGGGCGCAGUCACUUCAACGGGGGAGCUGAGAAAAUUCAUGAGCUGCAGCAGUGAAUGACCUGACUGGAGGGGGUCAGCUGGUAGCCCAGAACUCUGGUU
This is a messenger RNA of Polyodon spathula (Mississippi paddlefish), 617 nucleotides long. Its product is annotated as lactosylceramide alpha-2,3-sialyltransferase-like. The record is from RefSeq and is a predicted model, not a curated record. Lineage: Eukaryota; Metazoa; Chordata; Actinopteri; Acipenseriformes; Polyodontidae. Gene Ontology annotation, molecular function: lactosylceramide alpha-2,3-sialyltransferase activity. The coding region runs from base 260 to 547 and encodes 95 amino acids. The transcript has 3 exons.